GACGACCCCCCGCCGCGACUGGCUCUGGGGCCCCAGCCUAGCCUGCGCGGCUGGCGGGGCGGCGGGCCCAGCCCGACCCCGGGGGCCCCGUCCCCGGCGCACCAUGGCGGCGCGGGCGGGGGCCUCGGCUCCCCCCAGGCCCCCGCCCUGCGUUACUUUCAGCUGCCCCCGCGGGCGGCCAGCGCGGCCAUGUACGUGCCCGCGCGCUCGGGCCGCGGGCGCAAGGGGCCGCUGGUCAAGCAGACCAAAGUGGAGGGCGAGCCCCAGAAGGGCGGCGGCCUCCCGCCCGCCCCCUCGCCCGCGUCCCCGCAGCCGCCGCCGGCCGCCCCCUCGGAGAAGAACUCCAUCCCCAUCCCCACCAUCAUCAUCAAGGCCCCGUCCACCAGUAGCAGCGGCCGCAGCAGCCAGGGCAGCAGCACCGAGGCGGAGCCCCCGAGCCAGCCCGAGGCCGGCGGCGGCCCCUCCGCGCAAAGCCCCGGCCCGGCCGUGCCGCCCUCGCCCUCGCCCGUGCCCACCCCCACGUCGCCCAGCGGCCCCGCCACCCUCGACUUCACCAGCCAGUUCGGAGCGGCGCUGGUGGGGGCGGCGCGCAGAGAAGGGGGCUGGCAGAGCGAGGCCCGCCGGCGCUCCACGCUCUUCCUCUCCACCGACGCGGGGGACGAGGACGGCGGCGACGGCGUGCUCGGGGCGGGGGCGCCCCCGGGCCCCCGGCUGCGCCACUCCAAGUCCAUCGACGAGGGCAUGUUCUCCGCCGAGCCCUACCUCCGGCUGGAGACCGGCGGUGGCGGCGGCUACGCGGGCUACGGGCCGGGCGGACGAGCCUACGCGGGCAGCGGGAGCAGCAGCGCCUUCACCAGCUUCCUGCCGCCGCGGCCCCUGGUCCACCCGCUGACCGGCAAGGCCCUGGACCCCGCCUCCCCGCUCGGGCUGGCCCUGGCCGCCCGAGAGCGGGCGCUGAAGGAGUCCUCGGAGGGCGGCGGGGCCCCCCAGCCGCCUCCACGGCCCCCAUCGCCCCGCUACGAGGCCCCGCCACCCACCCCGCACCACCACUCGCCCCACGCCCACCACGAGCCAUUGCUGCGUCUCUGGGGAGCCUCCCCACCGGACCCCGCCCGCCGGGAGCUGGGGUACCGCGCAGGGCUGGGCAGCCAGGAAAAGUCCCUUCCGGCCAGCCCACCAGCAGCCCGACGCUCCUUGCUGCACCGCUUGCCGCCAACAGCCCCCGGGGUGGGGCCCCUCCUGCUACAGCUGGGCUCGGAGCCCCCCGCCCCGCACCCGGGGGUGAGCAAGGCCUGGAGGUCCGCAGCCCCUGAGGAGCCCGAGCGGCUGCCCCUACACGUGCGGUUCCUUGAGAACUGCCAGCCCCGGGCCACUGGGGCGGCAGGGAGGGGACCCCCCUCAGAGGAUGGGCCUGGGGUUCCGCCUCCCAGCCCACGCCGGUCCGUACCGCCUUCGCCAACCUCCCCACGGGGCAGUGAAGAGAACGGGCUUCCUCUGUUGGUCCUGCCGCCCCCUGCCCCCUCCGUGGACGUGGAAGACGGUGAAUUCCUCUUUGUGGAACCGCUGCCCCCCCCUCUAGAGUUCUCCAACAGCUUCGAGAAGCCCGAGUCGCCCCUCACGCCUGGGCCUCCCCACCCACUGCCAGACCCACCCACCCCGACCAGCCCGUUGCCCCCUGUGCCACCCCCUGCCGUUGCCUCUGCCCCGCCCACCCUGGACUCCACCGCAUCCAGCCUGACUUCCUAUGACAGUGAGGUGGCCACGCUGACCCAGGGGGCCCCUGCAGCUCCUGGGGACGCCCCUCCUCCAGGCCCACCUGCCCCAGCCGCCCCAGCUCCCCUGGCCCCACAGCCUGGCCCAGACCCUCCACCUGGCACCGAUUCUGGUAUUGAGGAGGUGGACAGUCGGAGCAGUAGUGACCACCCUCUGGAGACCAUCAGCAGCGCAUCCACGCUGAGCAGCCUGUCUGCUGAAGGUGGUGGCAGCGCAGGAGGU
Manis javanica (Malayan pangolin) is the source of this 1995-nucleotide messenger RNA. Lineage: Eukaryota; Metazoa; Chordata; Mammalia; Pholidota; Manidae. The record is from RefSeq and is a predicted model, not a curated record.